AUGCGCCUGCUAAAGACCAACACGGUCGAGAUUGUUGAGUUUGCCCACGACCAGAUUCCUGAUUACGCAAUUCUAUCACACAGAUGGGGAGCAGAAGAAGUGACUCUCCAGGAGGUACAGCAGGGCAGUGCCCAGACGAGAUUGAAGCAAGGCUUCAAGAAGGUGCAGCAGUGCUGUGCCAGGGCAAAGGAUGACGGCUACAACUAUGUUUGGGUGGACACAUGCUGUAUCGACAAGACCAGCAGCACAGAGUUAUCCGAAGCCAUCAACUCCAUGUACGUGUGGUACUACCAGGCCUCGCGAUGCUACGCCUUUCUCGCCGACGUGCCAUCGCGGUGCACGACCAUGCAGGAAAGCGAGUGGUUUGCCCGUGGUUGGACCUUGCAAGAGCUGCUGGCACCCGAAGAAGUGUACUUUGUCAACGAGCAAUGGGCAGACCUGGGUACCAAGGAAACUCUGCGGCAAGAGGUGCACGACCGCACCGGCAUACCUCUUGACGUGCUCUCUGGUGAGGUCGAUGUCGAGACAGCCAGCGUCGCGCAGAGGAUGUCAUGGGCUGCCAAAAGACAGACGACGCGGCCUGAAGACCGAGCCUACUGCCUACUCGGCAUCUUCGGUAUCCAGAUGCCGCUGCUUUACGGGGAGGGAGAGCGAGCCUUUACUCGGCUGCAGGAGGAGAUCAUGAAAACGUCCAACGAUCACAGUCUCUUUGCCUGGGCUUCCCCCGACGGGCGAGGUGGGCUUCUGGCUACCUCGCCGGCGGCUUUUGAGGCCUCUGGCCGCGUCGACCAAUACAGGGCCGCCGACAUUCCCAACAGUCCUCUGACGGUGAGCAGCCGAGGUAUCGACUUGGAGCUCCGCAUCAUCGGUCAUGGACCUGAAGGACUGUGCCUGGCAGUGCUCAAUUGCAAACAGCCGCAGCAGAAAGGCAACGCCUGGGAGGACGAGCUUGUUGGCAUCUGGGUGCGGGACAAGUCCUUAACCAUGACAACUUUUGAGAGGGUCCAGAGCGAAACGAUGCCGUCGGUUGAUAUGAGCAAGUUUGUAACAUCACAGUGUCCUGUGAGGCAUGUGUGCAUUGAGAGUGGACGCAUCAAGCCGUCACGGAAACCUAGAUCCCAGAACGCUGUUGCGACAGCGGCCAUUACCAGCCAGAUGGCAAGCCUUCAAGUGUACGAUGACACUCUCCUGACCGACUUGAUGAGCUUCUCAGAAACCCCAGCAAAAGUGCUUGUGCGCGCAGCCAAGGAUGGAGAUGAAGACCACGUAUGGUUGCUGCUAACAAGGACCGAUGUGGAAGUCAAUGAGAGAGUUGAAUCUGGGCUAACGGCGCUGUCGACUGCCGCAGAAAAUGGACACGCUGCCGUCGUCAACCUCCUUCUCGCGAGAGGCGCCAGCGUCAACUCGACUGACACUUUGGGUCGGACUGCACUCCAUCGCGCGGCCGCGAGCGGACAAGAUGCGAUUGUCGAGCUCCUUACCGGGGUAGAUGGCACCGUCAUCGACCUGAUGGACAGCACUGGCUGCACGCCGCUGUUGUUGGCAGUGCAGAAUGGACACACAGCCGCGGCCAAGGUGCUUCUUGAUAGGGGCAGCUAUACCUAUGUGGGCGAUAACCAUGGCCAGACGACACUCCUGUUUGCGGCAGCCAAUGGAGACGUGCCCACGGCUACUCUCUUGUUGGAUAUGGAGGCAUCUAUGCUAGCCAAGAGUGACGUCAACAGCAACCUUCGCACACUUCCUGGCGGUGAUGAUAGAAUCAUAGACUGUUCAGACACCACCGGCCGAACACCACUACGGGUAUCUGCGGAGACCGGCCAUGAGGCAAUAAUGAGACUGCUUCUAUCGAGAGGCGCACAAGUAGAUGCGCAGGACACAUCCGGCCAGACGACCUUACACUGGGCGGCCGACAAUGGCAAAGAUGCCAUCGUUGAGCUACUACUUACGAACGGAGGAGCCGACAUCCACGCCAAGGACGACUCUGGGAUGACAGCGCUACACCAUGCCGCCGACAAAGGUCACAACAGCGUGGUAACCCUGCUCCUCGACAACGCAGCAGAUGCCAGCGCACGGGAUGAACAUGGCUGGACACCUCUAUGGCACGCCGCAAGCAUGAAUCACGGCGCAAUAGUCGAUAUGUUGCUCGAGAGCGGCGCAUCUAUUUCCGCCAAAGACAGCGAUGGAGUAACGCCGCUGCGUUGGGCUAUCCUUCAGGGACAUUCACCCAUGGCCAAACUGCUCAUCAACCGCGGAGCGAGCAUCGACGCGGAAGAAAACUCGGUACGGCAUCUGAUGCAGUGGGCGGCCAAGAACGGACAUGACGACACAUUAAACAGUCUGACCAGGCUGUCGCCAGACGAGUUCCAACCCGACUCGGGCUGGACUCCCAUCAUAUGGGCAGCCGUGUACGGGCACGAGGCUCUAGUGCGGCAGCAACUCACCAACGGCGUGGACGUCAACACCACCGAUAACUUGGGCCGCACGGUGCUCGAAUGUGCUGCCGAGAAUGGACACGAAUCCAUCGCCCAGCUCCUCCUAGACGAAGGCGCCGACGUCAACCAGAGUGGCGAGGACGGCAGCAACAGCCUAGGCAGCACGCCGCUAUCAUCAGCCGCAAACUACGGACACGACAGUGUAGUGAAGUUGCUGCUAGAAAGGGGCGCCAACCCCGACGGCACCACCACCAAGAAACGCGACGUCGACAACACCCCCCUAUGGUGUGCGACACGUCACCGCCACCACAAGAUAGUCAAGCUGCUCCUCGACAAAGGGGCCAACUUUAAAAUCCGUGGCCAUGGCCGACGCACACUUCUAUGGGAAGCCGUGUCCGAUGGAGAUGUAACCACGGUAAAGUUACUAAUAGACGCUGGCGCCAACGUCACUGAAGUCAGGGAUGGGCACACGCUCCUAUGGGAAGCUACCUCCUUGAGGGACGCGCGCAUGGUGGCCCUUCUGCUUGAUGCGGGUGUCAACGUCGAGAAGGGGGGGCCUUCCGAGACGCCGCUGGCGUUGGCGUAUGAGAAUGACUGCGCUGAGGUUGCGAAGGUGUUGCUUGAGAGGGGUGCGAAGACUAAUUUUGAUAGAUCUGAUCGGUAUAAGAGCAGGGAGAUGCUUGAUUUGUUUAGGACGAGAGAUGGGUAG
This is a messenger RNA of Pochonia chlamydosporia 170, 3141 nucleotides long. RefSeq names its product HET domain-containing protein. The record is from RefSeq and is a predicted model, not a curated record. The transcript has a single exon. Lineage: Eukaryota; Fungi; Ascomycota; Sordariomycetes; Hypocreales; Clavicipitaceae. Gene Ontology annotation, molecular function: protein binding. Gene Ontology annotation, cellular component: cytoplasm. Bases 1 to 3141 code for a protein of 1046 amino acids.